Moneuplotes crassus is the source of this 2238-nucleotide messenger RNA. The record is from the annotation of a GenBank genome assembly. Lineage: Eukaryota; Ciliophora; Spirotrichea; Euplotida; Euplotidae.
UAUAAUGGAAUCUUUCAAAAGAAAAAUGAUUAAAGAAGUGAAGGAGGACUUCUUGGUAACGAACGAGAACGUUUCCAUCAUGCAAGCUGAGGACUAUCUCUACAGGAAUUUCUCUGCAAAUCACUCUUUCAGUUCAAUUGAUCCAAAGGAAUGGUUUGAAAAUAUGAUAAGGCAUUUUGAGGAGAUUCGGGCUCAUGCAACUGGUGAUGAGAUCAGAGCCAGAACAACUCAGGAUAAGACCAAUAAAGCAAAAUAUGCUUUUAAUAAACUCUUAAGCCACUACCAGAAGAGCAAAUUCCACUCAAAAAAGAGCCGUAAAAGAGGUGGCUCAGCUGACAGGGAGAUUCAUCGCAACUUUCCGAAGAUCUUUGGGACUCCAAACAAAUUCAAAUUUUAUAAUCCUCUGGCAGAGCAGAAAGCUUAUACCAAUCACAUGCACAGACUGCGUCGAGCCCAUCAGAUCGAACUUAGAAAUGUGAAGAUGAAGUUUAUCUGCCUCAUUGAUGAGAUUGUUGAUAAGAAGUUGUCAGCCAUUCAGCAAGCAAUAGAUUCUGAAUUCUCUAAAUUUAUGUUUGAAAAUCAUGUAAAUAAGAACAAAAUCCGCCUCCUGAGCAAAGAACUGGACAAGCUCAGGAAGGUAAUUAGUAAUUAUGAGGUGAUGAUUACGCAUAAGACCAUCCAGGACCUGCAGCCCUCUCGUCUAAGUUUAGAAAUGGAGGCAGCACAAAUGAUAAAGCAAGCUACUCAUAAAAGAAAAAGUAGCUCCAAAUGCUCCAGAUGUUACAGGGAUUCAGUCGUUGUUAUUAAGCCAGAACAGAAGAGCCUUGUGAAGAGGAAUUCACGCUUUAAAGGUGUUGAGAAGGAUUUCAGUUUAAACGAGUUUAAGAAAGGUUUCAAUACCUUCAUGGAACUUAUGAGCUCAAAACUCAAGGAGCUUAACCAACAAAAAGUUACUUCAAGCCAAGAAUGACAAGCAAUUGAUUACGAAGCCAUUCAGAAAGAGAAGGAGUGGAAAGAGCUCAAGCAAAAACUGGAAAAUAAGAUCAUUACUUUAAAGGAAGGUCUCAAAAGUCAAACUGAAUCUUUUGCUAAGAAAUACCAAGAGCAAGCUCAGAUUCAUGAUUCAAAAGAGAAGAACUAUUUAGCACGGAUUAAGCAUUUUGAGAAAAAGUCAGAGAAGUUAUAUCAAGAAAUUAUUCAAGUUAAGAAAAUUUUAAGAUCCCCAUAUCUAUAUUCCAAAUAUCGAAAGGCUAAAUUUGACGAAUUCCCUGACUUGAAUAUUGCUAAAUUUAAGCCUGUAAAAACUAAUAAAAAGCGGAAGAAGGAAUUGAACAUGUCUUUGAGCAUGGAAAAGGUGGAUAGCUUAGAUGAGAACUCACAAUUUGAGAACAUGUCUUGCCGCACUGCAGAUCGGCUGAAUAGGGUCUGAGAGAUUGGAUCUAGGAGAAGAUUGAGGGCUUCUAUGCAAAGACCCAGAUCAAAACGCAUCCGGCUGAGAAAUCUUGACUUCAAUAUCGCUGAUAUUAAUAUUAAGAGAAGCAGGAAGCAAAUGGAGAUACUAAGAAAAGACAAUGUGUUUCAAAAGGUUCGACUCAACAAAAACAAGCAGAAUAAAAGACUAACCCAGAGUCAGAGUAAUAACAGCAAGAGCCAAAGUAUGAAGAGGAGAUUAAGACCUACUACCAUGAGGCUCAGGAGAAAAAUUGGUCCAGAUAAGUACUCUAGUCUUCCUGAUACUAUUCGAACUGAAGGAGAUCUCAGUGAGGGUCGCAAGAGAACGAUUGUUUUUAAGAACUAUCACCCUACUUGUAAAGGAAAAGAAGAUCCUGGAACUACCUCAGAAAAUGAGAUUGUCCACACCAACCUAGUUAUCAUGGCAAAAGGGAAGAGGGGUAAGAGUAGGAAAGGAACUGCUCCUGCAAAGAAGCCCUCCAAGUCUAGACGCUACAAGGAAGGAGCUACAGUAUAUGGAGCUCCCAGUAAAACUGGUAGACAUGAGAGAAACUCACCCCAGAAGUUGACAAAAUCCCUUUCAUUUUUCCAAGUGGGGGAUACAAAUUUCUUUGCUUCUAAGAAGAGCAAGAAAUAUGCCAAACUCAAACAGCUUUGUAAGAAUAGAUUAAGAAGUCAGUCAGAGUGAUCAUAUUCUCAGAAUCGUAAUUCUGAUGAGAACCAGAGGUUGUAUAACAACCAUGAUGUGUAUAAGUAGUCUGUAUUAUUUCAAUUUAGAGUAUAAAA